Trematomus bernacchii (emerald rockcod) is the source of this 2972-nucleotide messenger RNA. Its product is annotated as nephronectin-like. The coding region runs from base 455 to 2608 and encodes 717 amino acids. Gene Ontology annotation, cellular component: membrane. The record is from RefSeq and is a predicted model, not a curated record. Gene Ontology annotation, molecular function: calcium ion binding. The transcript has 13 exons. Lineage: Eukaryota; Metazoa; Chordata; Actinopteri; Perciformes; Nototheniidae.
UGCGCGAGGACCCUCUCUCCUCUAUCUGCAGCAUUAGGAACGUUCCGGGCGAACCGACCGGAUUUUAACACCUUCAGAAACACAAUAAGGGAUCAUUUUAACGUCAAAAGCCGUCGUUUUAAACACUUUUUCUAAUUCAGUUGUGUCUAUUGUAACGUUUUGGAUCUUUCUAGAGGAGGAUUUACCGUUAUUUACACGGUAACAACUUGACAAGUGAAUGUUUUUAACGUUUCAAACCGGUGACUUUUUAGAUGUUUAAGGACUCGCCGUCUUUUAACACUUAAAGCACUCAUUUCAUUUAAUAACCUUUAGCUUUUUUCGUCUUAAAUCCAGUUUCUGCCCGUUUCCCCCACAUUUCAUCUCUUUGUUCACCGUCUUUAAACCGGCACCGGGAUGAGUCUCCGGACCAGGAGCGGCUUUUAGCCCGUGUUUUGUCCCGGGUUAAAGCGGGAUAAUGCUGGCCCGGUUCAGCCUGGUUCUGCUGCUCUGGUUCUGUGCGAGGAGCUGGGGACAGGAAGUGGACUACAACAGGUCUGAAGGUCUCUGUAGCCAUGGCAACAGGUUGACGUGCUGCUGGGGCUGGAGGCCGACGGAGAGCGGACGCUGCCAACCUCACUGUCAGCAGGGCUGUAAACACGGAGUGUGUGUCGGACCGGACCGAUGCAAAUGUCACCCGGGAUACACCGGCAAGGCCUGUAACCAAGAUCUGAAUGAGUGUGGCUUGAAGCCCUGCCCCUGUAAGCAUCGCUGCAUGAACACACUCGGCAGCUUCAAGUGUUUCUGUCAGGACGGAUACACAGAGACAAAGGAGGGACGCUGCAGGAAUGCUCGCACCUGUUUCCAUGCCAACUGUCAGUACGGCUGUGAGGUCAUGAAGGGGGCGGUCCGAUGCACCUGUCCGUCACCGGGGUUACGGCUCAGCCCCGACAGACGCACCUGCUCAGACAUCGAUGAGUGUGUGUCGGCUGCAGGUGUGUGUCCGCGCCGCAGGAAGUGUGUGAACACGUUCGGGAGCUUCCUGUGUAAAUGUCACCUCGGAUUCAGACUGACGUACAUCAACGGACGCUACUCCUGCAUCGAUAAAGACCCUCGUCCGUUCUGCUCUCUGAACCCUUCGUCUCCAAAGUGCCGCUGCUCAGACGGAACCUGUAGAGCUGUUCUCAAAGUGACUCUGGAGCCACACAGACCCAGAACUACAAAAACAACAACAGCAAGAACUACAACUCCCACCACCACUGCUGCAACCACAUAUCCUCUAACGACUACUACAAGCCCAACAACCGUAAAAACUACAACUCCCAUCACCACCACCGUGGCCUCUACUACAAUUGAAACUACAAACCCCACAACUGUUUUGACUACAACUCCCAUCACCCCCUCUGCUCCUACUACCAUUCCUCCAACCACUGCUAGAACUACAACUCCCAUCACCCCCUCUGCUCCUACUACCAUUCCUCCAACCACUGCUAGAACUAUAAACCCAAUACCUGCAAGAACUACAACUCCCAUCAUCCCCUCUGCUCCUACUACAAUUCCUCUAACCACUGCAAGAACUACAACUCCCAUCACCCCCUCUUCUGCUACAGCAGCUCAGCCGACCGUGACAAUAGCAACAACUCUGGAUACUUUUACGACUACAACUACUUCAACAAGUACUACAAUAUCUCUGAUAACUACUACUACUUUGAGUACAAUACUUACUACGACUACUACUGCAAGUACAACUACUUCUACCCCUACUACACCUGAACUGGAAACUACAAUACCUACUACAACUUCAACAACUACAAUACCUACUACAACUUCAACAACUACAAUACCUACUACAACUUCAACAACUACAAUACCUACUACAACUUCAACAACAACAAUACCUACUACAACUUCAACAACUACAAUACCCACAACUACACAUUUUACUACUAUAUCAAGUACUAUACCUAGUACUACUGCUUCUACCCCGGAUACUUCUACUUCUGUAAUAAUUACUGCAGAGGAACCUUCAACCACUACAGUGAACAACAGGAUCAAUAAGGACGUGACACACAGGCAGAGAGGAGACGUGCACAUUCCUCGACACCCGAAUCACAACCACGUGUUGGAGUUUGACAUCGAGCUGGGAAACACCGCCGAGGACAACAGAGACGAUCCUGAGGUGGGUGUGCUCCGUUGUUCCUCUGAUCAGGGAGUGUGUGAUUGGCUGUCGGACAGAGACGGAGAUCUUCACUGGGAAACUGCUGAAAGCCCUGCAGGUGGGCGGUACCUGUCCGUUUCAGAGCUGAAGGCGGGACAAAGGAGCAUCCGUGGCGCUCGAUUGGCCGUCCCAAUAGUCCCGCCCUGGAGCCACGGAGACCUCUGCUUCUCCUUCUCCCAUUGGCUGACGGGGCACCAUGUGGGCGUGCUGCAGCUCUUCAUCAGGAAGAAAGGACGAGACCAGAGGUUUAGCUCCGCCCUCUGGACUCGGACAGGUGGACACGGAUGGAGACACACACAGGUUACCUUGACGACACACUCUUUGGACAAGGUGUUGUUGAAGGCCGAGCGCAGGAAAGGACGGCGAGGACAGAUCGCUGUUGAUGAUGUCACACUGAGACGAGGCGCCUGUUGAUGACAUCACUGCGCGCUGUUUUUAUUUAAGACCAUGCUGCUGUUUUUAUUCACAAUAAAUCUUGUUCAAAAUAAUAAUUAAAAAAUAAUAAGUUAAACUAAAUCUGAGAAGGAUUUAGAUUGUGAGGAAAUACUAUUUAAGCGUUUAUUAAGGAGUGUCUGCAGAGAGACUGAACAGGAGUUGCCGGGUAGAUUAGAUCUGUUAUUGUUUUUAAAGCAUUAAAUAAACUUGUGUAAAUAUCUGUUCAAAGACCAGCUGUUUGUGUAAAUAUAUAUCUUAUAAACUGACAUGUAUAAUGUUUUUUGAUGAAUUUGUUUAUUCAUUUUUGGAAUUUUAAAUAAAACACCUUUUUGCACCUUUUUCA